AUGUUACAUGAAACUAUGUCAUAUUCAUCUGAACAAAUCAUACAUGAUAAAAAAUCAUCAAUGAAUGGUCGAUUAACUCCAAUUGGUGGUGCUUCAUUGGAUACAGAAUAUGACAAAAAUGAUAACAAAGAAUUCAAUGAAAAUAUUGCUUUACUUAAUGAACACGAAACAUUAAAUGCUGCACUUGCAGCAUUAACUUCUCAUUUUGCUCGUGUACAAUUACGUUUACAACAAGUCGUAUCAGCACCAACACCUGAAGAUCGUGAAAAUUUAUUUACAGAAUUACAUAAAUUUGCUUCAACUAGUAUACCUGAUGUAAUGUGUCAAUCAUCAAUAUUUACAAAUAAUGUUACACAUGAACAAUUAAUCGAAACAGAAAAAUGUCGUGAAAAAGAAUUUAUUAAUGAAUUAAAACGAAAAUUAGAUGAAUUAGAACAUUAUGCAUUUGAAUCUGGUUCACUUGAAUGUGUACCAACAUUAGUUAUAAUGGAAAAACAACGUAUACUUAUUGAUGAAUUACGUCAAAAACUUGAUUUACAAUUAGAUGAUGAUAUAGUUUCAAAAUUAUCUGCUGAAGAAUUAAGAAAACUUGUUGAUCAAAGUGUUUAUCAGUUAACUAAUCCAGUAAAAUUAAAAGAAAAAUUAAUAAAUCAAAUGCGUACAGAAAUAGGUGAUCUGGAAAAAUUUAUUGAAUUUCUCAAAACUGAUUCUGCUAAGACGACAAUAGAUACUACAAUUCUAUCUGUUCCUUCAUCAACUUCAACAAGUAUUGGAUUAUCUUCUACAAUUGAAUCAAAUCCCACAACAAUAACAGCAAGUCAAUCAUCAAAAAUGACUCAAUCAACAAAUAUAUUUUCAUCUUGUUUUCAAUUUGAAUAUAAUUCAUUAAAUAUAUUUCGAUCAAUAAAAAAAUUUUUUAUUUUAACUCAACUUUAUACAUUCGGUUUCUUAACAUGUGGAAUGAGAUCAAUGCAAAGAACAUCUCAUCAAUCAACUAGAAUUAUAAGUAAAGAUUCUAUUUUAAAGAAACAUUUUGGUAAUCUUCGAGCUGAACUUGAAAUUGCAAUUGAAAAAGUUCUUUAUAAAGUACGAUUAAAUAAAACAUUAUCAAAAUAUUUAAGUGAUGAUGAUGAUGAUGAUAACAUAAAUACAACAAUUGGUACUAAUAAAUAUAUAGAAUAUCAUAAUUCAGAUACGAUUAUCUUAUCUAUACGACAAGAUCUUGCACCUACACUUUGUGCAUUACUUGAACAUGGUCUUUAUGAAGCAGACUCUUCAAUGAAUUUAUCUUCUUGGACAUGUUUUCCACUUACAUCUGUCAAUAAAUACUCGGCACCAAAGGAGACAAUGCAUAUUUGGAAAUUAUUUUUAAAAUAUUAUGAUAUGAAAGACGGAUAUGAAUUUGCAAAUAAUCCAGCUCGUAAACUUUCACAAUCAUUUUCAUUAGAUAUUAUUGGUGGAAAACCGAUUACACUUACAGAAUACCUAUUAAAUGGUAUUGAUGCAGUUGUUAAAUUACAUAAAAAACAUACUAAACAACAAAUGAAUUGUUGUUUUAAAUCAUUUAUAUGUUAUGCAUUAAAUGAAAAAAAACUUGUUUCAUUUCUACGUUUGAUUCUUCGAACAGGAAUAUUAGUAGAAAAUUAUUAUCAAACAUGGAGUUAUACAAGACAAACAGGUUUUAAUGAUGCUCUUCAUUCACUUGAUCGUUUAACUUCCAUUGAUUUUGAUCUUCCAAUAAAUACAUCUAUUCGACGUUUUAUGAAUAAUCGAGAUUUGAUUGAAUAA
Molecule: messenger RNA, 1788 nt
Organism: Rotaria sordida
Lineage: Eukaryota; Metazoa; Rotifera; Eurotatoria; Philodinida; Philodinidae
Source: the annotation of a GenBank genome assembly